AACGUUUUGAAAUUCAGUUUCUGACUCGCAGUCGCCGAUAUCGGACGUGAGCGUCUCGCGUGUUUGUCUGUGGAAUCGAACAAAAAAUUCUGAACGGAAUACGAGACUUUUUCAAGACUGAGCAUGUGAAUCGCCAAGAUAUAUGAGCAAAUUAUAUUCGAAAAUACAACAAAAAUCAUAAUCACUUCGCGCGCCGUGCAAAGCCCCCACAAAUGUUUUGAAAAACAAAACCAUAUAAAUUCAGUGUUCAGUGUCAACAAAAAAUAAUAAAAGUUAUCAGCAAGCAAAAAAGGAAAUUAAUAAGCAAUAAUUUCUUGCAAAUAAUUGGCCCGAUUAGUUAGCAAAACAGACAGAAAUAAAUCACAUUUUAUUCACGAACCUCCAUUGGACUACGCAUAAAAAAAGAAAAGCGGCUCAAAGGCCGCCGAUGAAGGCUGUCCAGAUGACAGCGAUCGGGCAGCGAAUUUGACACGCACCCAAAACUUCAAAGCGACUCGAAACCGUAGCGGGGAAACCCCAUAGAUAAUCCCACGAAAUUCGAAGAGCGAGGAUCCCCCGACAAGCCCAAGUCACGCGAAUUCAAUGUGGAAAAUGCUGGAUAUGAUGGACCUCUCCGAAGCCGAGCUCUUCAUGUUCGACUGCGACGAUUGCUCGGGCAUGCCCCUGGCCCCGCCGCCCCAGUUCCUCAUCCCGCCGCCACCCAGACCGCCAGCCCUGGCGGAAUAUACGGUGGUGCCCCAGGACUGUAAUGAGGAGGCACUGGCCCAGCAGCAGUGGGACAGCGAUGUCUGCCAGGCAAUGCCGAUCUUGGAUGCCAGCCUGUACAGCAGUCAGUCGCUGGCCACAUCGGCCAUGAUAGCCGUGUUCGCGCUGCUCUUGGUCUUGAUUGUUCUCAUCUCGUCGCUGUUCGUUUGGAAAAACAAACGGAAGGUGCAGAACCUGCUGCCCUGCAAGACGCCCACCCGCGGCCCCCUGAAUGGAGCCAUGCCUCUGGGCGGCGGCACUCUGGGAUCGACGCAUCAUCAUCACCAUCACGGGAUGUACGAGGAUCCCGAUGCGCAUCUGGGUCACCACAGGCCGCUGGUAAUGCACCGGCAUCAUCAUCACCAGCAGCUGCCGCAUCAUCAUCACCACUAUCAGCAGCAUCACUCCGAGCUGCUCCAAGGCAAAAGCAUUCACUACCCCAGCGGCUAUCCCAUGACGCGGUCGCCACCGUUCUUGGUCAGCUCUUCACCUGGACCCGAUCCCUAUCGCUCGAACGACAAUGUCUACGAGGAGCUGGGCCCUGGACGCGUUGACUCCGAUGGCGAAUCAGAGCCCCCACUCCACUCCGACGAUGACUUCGCCGAGGACGAGCUCUCCCUGCCGGGCGAGUGCAGUUUCCAGAAAGAGAAUACUCUUCCAGCUGGCCCAGGUGCCACGCCCUAUCACGAGAGGGCGGCGGGUAGUAGCGUCAACGGAACAGGUGCAUCAGGCGGUGCAGUGCCAGCGAGUAGCGUUGCAGGCGCCACGUCAUUAGUAACUCAGGAGCGGCACAGUGUCCUGAGCAGUGGCUCCUCGACGGGCCAGGAUGCCUCUACGGCCACGGCUUCGUCGGCCAGCAACAAUAAUCACGAAAUGGCUUCGGGCUCCGUUGCCGCCUCAGCUAGACGCACUCCCCGUACGCGACAGCCUAGGUGUUCGCAGGAUCAGGAUCUCAACAACAGCACCUCCACGGCGGAGAUCGCUGACCUGGCUCCCCUGUACGAUAAUCGCAGUAAUCUAAUGGCUCUCGGCUACAUGGCUCGGUCGACGGCCCCGCAGUUCUACAACACCCUGGAGCACGAGGUGGAGCGUCGCAACCGGAUUAAUGCCCAACUCAGCAAGGCGCCCACCCAGCCGCUCUCCACGAUCUACAGGGAACGUAUCCGGUAUCCCAAUGCCACCCAGCAGUACCCGUCGAGUGCGGCCAGUGGUCUGAUGGCGGCUACGAUGCGAGCGCGAACCCAACCGCGGAUGCUUGACCGGCGACUGGCACCUCAUCAGCACCAGCACCACCGCAUCCAUGCCGCUCCCCUGACUCAGGAGCCGGCCUAUGGCUAUGCGGAGCCGAUGUACAAUGCCAACUACUACUACGAGAGUGCCGGAGCGGCCAGGCCCUAUGCCUCCACCCUGCUGCCCGCGACGGGAGAGUACAGACAUCCGUAUGGGGACUCCAGCUUCGGCUCCGAUUCCGGAUACAGCCACCACACGCCUGCCAGUUCGAUUGGACGCCAGGACUACGACCUCGCUGAGCCCCAAAUGCAAGCACCAUCGCAGCCCAGCAAGCCCAGCAAACUGAGUUCAGCCCUGAAUUUCAGUUGGAACCGCAACUCGUCGAGGGCCAAGGCCCUGCCGGGUGGAGCUGUGUCCAAGGCAUCGGGAAACAGCAGCAACAGCAGCGCCGAGGCCACCAGUCCCAACAACAACAGCAGCGCCUGCUCCACCGUCACGUCGCAGUUGGAGAACAACAAUGCGGCGGCCAGUCUCUCACCAGCGUAGAUAGAGUAGUAGAUUAUGUCCUCCCAGCAGAUCCUUGUAAAUAGGGAAGCCCCUGUACAGUUAGUCAUAGCGCGUAAGCUAAGCAUACUGAAUAUUAAAACUGUCCUGCGUGUACAUCGUCAAAGCAAUAGCUAUUUAACCGACUAUAGAUAUGCUUAACUCGAAGCAGAGAGCCCAAAGUUACUGGAUAGGUUUACGACUAUCGAAGAGGGUUGCCGUUGCCAUACCACCAAGUUUUCGCUCUGUUUCAAAAGCAAAAACUUGACGCAAAGCAAAGAACUUAUAGCUCCUAAGUGUUUUUCCAAUGUGAUUGCCAAAUUCUACAAUAUAAUGCUAAACAUAAAUUAGGUCUACGAACAUUAUUUAUAAUGUAUCAUUAAGUUUACGCCUGUAAUGUAUUCCUAAGUUAAACAUUAGUUUUGUUUGUUAUUUUAGUUUUUAAGUGAAGCAUUGAAAGAGGAAAACUGCUAAAGAACAUGAAAAAUGGUUUGGCAGGAAGGUCAACCGAAAAUAUACCAAAAUAUCAUAAAAAGAAUCAAGAAAACAAUGAAUUGGAUUUUUAUUUUUUGCUGAAUUUAAAUUUUUUUUAUUUUGGG
Drosophila kikkawai is the source of this 3116-nucleotide messenger RNA. It is a transcript of the gene pxb, whose product is annotated as pxb. Lineage: Eukaryota; Metazoa; Arthropoda; Insecta; Diptera; Drosophilidae. The record is from RefSeq and is a predicted model, not a curated record.